Molecule: messenger RNA, 1526 nt
Organism: Periophthalmus magnuspinnatus
Lineage: Eukaryota; Metazoa; Chordata; Actinopteri; Gobiiformes; Gobiidae
Gene: ccdc14
Product: coiled-coil domain containing 14
Exons: 11
Coding region: 36-1484 (482 amino acids)
Biological process (GO): protein localization to centrosome
Cellular component (GO): centriolar satellite
Source: RefSeq, a predicted model, not a curated record
CCAACGAAAACAAUUUAGCUUGUUCCAGCGGCGCCAUGUUUGCCCCCAGAGCCACCGUUAGGACUAAGAUGGUGACUUCGGGCAGGCUAACUGGACCGAGCAAAGCACAAGCAGCCAGGACCAGAGGAUCUCCUAAAUCCAGACUAGAACCUGCUUACUCUCUGUACUCCACUGACUCAGAGAACCAGGUGGCCACUCUCCACAAAGGCCUGGACCGUUGUGCUGCUCUCCUCAGUGACAUCCUCCAGUGUGAUAACCCAGAUGCCGUACCAAAGCAGGACAGAGCUGUGAAGGAUGUGGUGCCCAAAUGUCGACCUCACACUCCCACUGGGAAGAAGGCCAUCAGGAGGUCGCUAUCCAAGUCAGUUCCAAAUACUCGAAGCGCUCGUGUGGUCCGCCAAAAAUCCAUCACCAAACCUACCUCGACCACGCCCCAUCACCUCCCCGCCCCUCCCCACUACGGCAUCAAGCUCCACCCCCCUGUGAGGAAAGCACACCUGCUCAAGACCCCAUCCAAAGCACCGAACCCCCAGCCUUUAUGUACCCUUGUGCCCGACGCUCAGACCCUUCCUGCUCUGGACUGCGUGCCAGAGAGGGACCAGGGACCAGCGGGCGUCUCCAGGGAAAGCGAGUGGGAGGAGGGGAAAAUGACUAGAGUGCAGAGUCUGCUGGGAGAGCUGAGAACACUGAUGGUUGGACGUGGAGACUCUGCUCAAACGUAUCUAUAUUUGCUGGAGCAGACUGUGUCCUCCGCUCUCAGCUCUGAAAGCAACAAGAAUCAGGGCCCAAGUACGUCUCAGAGCCAAGCCCCAAGUGUCAGCAAGAACCAGACUGAGAGUACAGAGGUCCAGCUACAGAGACAGGUGAAGGCUUUGAAUCAGAAACUUCAAGACCAAGAGGCAACACAACAACUCCUAAACUCACAAGUGCUGAGUUUACAAGGGCAGCUCAGUGUGGCGGAGAAGGAGCUGACACAGGUGCAGAAAAGUCUCCAGGAGACGGAGAGUAGGCUACAGAUCAAAGAGGAGGAGAGCAUCGGCCUUAAAACAGAGCUGGAGAGCACCAGGGGAAGAUUGAGAAUGACUCUACAGGACAAGUUCAAAUUGGAGGGAAAACUCCAGCAGAAACAACAGGAGGUAGAGGCACUCCAGAGAAUAAUUAACCAUUUAGAUUUGUCGACCCCCACGCCUGACAAAGAGCCCACGUGUCCACCAGAGCCUGCCAGAGAGCACAUCGCCCAGUACCUCCUGUCACUGCAGCAAAGCCGACCCUCACAGCCCCCAUGCCCUUCAGGGUCAGACCAAGGGCCAAACCAGGGGCCCGAGCGUGACUGUGUGGACUCUGUGAUCAGCGACUGGAGCGCCCAAUCAGAGUCCAGCUUCAACACGCGGGACGAGGCUGCGUUCAGGGACGGGCUAGCAGCUCUGGACGCCAGCAUCGCCAGUCUACAGAAGACACUCAAAAUGGAUCUGGUCAAAACGUAAGAGUGCCACAGACUUUUGAUGAAAUGUUUUAUUCACAGAUUU